UAUUCCCCGCGAUAGGUUGUAGACACUCUAGUUCAUGUACAAGUUGAAACAUGCCCUCAAAAACAUUCAAAUGUGCUUGUGUUCUGUAUACUGGACAAUUUUAGCAGGAACACAACUUCGGUGUGAUAUCUACUAGUGAAGUACGGCACCAGGUGCACAUGGACAUGUUACAUCAGAUAUCAUGAUUACAGAAAAACAUGACGCCUAACAAUCGAGUUGUUGAAUCUCGGUUUUGUUAAGGUGGAUAUGAAGAGAGCACACAUACACAUGGCGCGUGAGGAUACGAACAGCCAGCUACAAUACGGGGAUUUUGAUUGAUUACGUUAUAAAUGAAAACAUUCAGUGUUGUGAGGUGCAGUGGGAAGCAUGCUGUUCUCACGAGGCAGAGAGGAUGGAAUACGGAACACCAAUUACAACAGAUGGCCUGCAACAACCGCGUCAUUUGGAGUUCGUCUGACCGUAUAAAAGAGAGCACGGAUACCAUGCAGUUCUGGGGAAGAGGACCAUACUGUAGCGACAUUGACUCGUAGUCGAUCCCGUGACAAAGAUUAUUCGGUCGUCAGCACCAGCUCCCAAAGAUCAAUAGCAGAGAGAAAAUACAUGCAGUACUGGUAGAUCUGAUCCCCCAAAACCGUAUGCUGGAUUAGCCAGCCAACCUCCACUCAAAGGAACAAGUUGUUUUUAUGCCAGAAAUGUUUGUGAGUGUAUUACAAACUUGAACCACAGGCAUUGAACGGACGAAACGCACUGAGGAUGAAAAGAACUAUUUUGUUCAAUCACGGACUGUUCAAUGUUUGACAGACAAAGUCAAACCAGAGUGUGUACCUCAAACGUGCGAUGUGUUGAAGGGACCUCCACGGAGAAAUGCUUCAAAAGAAUGUCAAAUAUCUAAUGAUAUUUGUAAUUUAGGGAAUUACUGAUGAACAAAACGAAGAGGUUGGGCUAAAUUUGCUGUAACUGCGCUUUAUUGAUUGUAGUGAUUUGAACCGAGGAAAAUCUCGGCAUUAUGAACUACCGAUACAGGAUUCCGUACCUAACAGAGUUGUGUGAUGAUGAAGGGUCAGUCUAUUUAGACUAGGUUCGGCGAUGACCAGUGGGCGAUGAUACUGUGGAUACGUUAUGCAGCCAGUGUCUUAUCUCUCGCUUUAGUAUAUGAAUUCAUCGUCUCAUCACCUACUACAGCGAGAAGACUAGAGAGCGAUCAAAUACAGACACAACAAAUACUGAACAAACAGCAUAUGGAAUCCAUUCUAACGAACAUUCCGGAGAAAAUAAACUUGUCUUUCCGGAAUUAUCUUCGAGGCCUGGAAAAUUGGACUCGGAGUCCUAUGAAGAUUGUACAAAAAUUAGAGCAACUUAUUCAGACUAGUACAGGGAGUAACAAGUAUCCACACUAUCCGUCUAUAGACAGUAACAAGUAUCCACACUAUCCGUCUAUAGACAGAAACCUCACCUCAAGCAGAACAGAUCAUCUGAUUGACAGAAUGAGUGUGUUACUUAGCGUUCUGCUUCGUGAACUUCACAGACAUGGGUCCAACAAGCAUACCACUAUACCGCAAUCUGACAUCAACAGAACCCAUCCGAGUGAGAAAUGCGAACGGACUAAACGCGAAUUGCCUUCAUAUCUAAAUAAUGGCACCUCUUUAAAACAUGCACAAACGGAUGAAUAUCAAAAUGCAUCACUUACUGAAAAACAAAACGUUUCUGGUCAGUUUGAUGACAACGAAAGAAUAACAAUACUGCCAUUGACUGAAUCCGUUGACGGAAAUGAAAGCACUUCAACGGCAACGAGUGAGGUUACCACUAAUCGAAGAAGAGUGAAAAUUGUCCGGAAGUCACGUCGUCGUGCAUACAGGUCACGAGUCAUCACUCCAAAACGUAAAAAGAAGCCAGAAUGCCAGACAAUACUAGCAUGCAUCCACCCCUACAUAUCGUACCUGGCAGGAACCAUUAUGUUCAUCCUCGUUGUGUACCUCAUCAUAGUGUUCGGUAAAUGUGUAUGUGACGACUCCUUCUAGAAUCCAUUAUGUAAUUUAGAUAUGCAAUGACAACAUGUAUCAACAAUUACGUAGAUGUAGACAUAAUCGAGUACGCCCGGCUAUAAUCUGGUAUCCUUCAUCAGUAUAUAUAUAUGACAGAAACCAUCGAGUUAUGACGAGUGAUGGACCGGAAGUACAUAAACUAGAGACAUCUACAAAGUAUACACACUUACAACAUAGCAAUAACGUAUAGUGUGUAUGUUUUUUUUAUACUCUUGCGUAAAUGAGAUAUAUGUAUUUUAUAUCUGAAAGUUAUGCAAAAACAAACAAAGUUGUAAUAGGUGAUUUCCGUGAUUUUUUGUGUGUCUGAUAAAUAAACUUUCGUAGGUGAACCGUAAUUGGUCAUGUUACUCGUGGUAACUGCUAUGUGUCUGUAGGUCAGCAAAUAAGUUUGUCAUAACGCUAUGAUUAAUUGAAAUAGCUUAGUAAUGACAUGUUAUUUUCAUGAAUGAUAUACUUCGCAAAUUGGUUAAGAUCUUAAUUUUUUUUUGUAUUGGUGACUCAUUAGCAAAUCAAACUUUUGCACGAAUAUUGAUUACAUAAACAGUAACAUCCGAUUAUCUCCAUCAUUAUUUCUAAAAAAAUCAGACUUGAUUUGUAGCAGGAAGUACCAUUAAUUUGCCAAACGUUCUUGAAUGUAUCCGGUAUUCUGACCGAAUGACACUUGUUUUUAUUUUUUAUGAACUAUUUUCGUCUAUACUCGGGGCACUCCUCAUAAUAAAACACUUCCAAUAGCCUAACCAGCAAUAUAGUCCUGAUAGAGUUUUGAUUAAAUGGCAAUGUUUUAAAACCCGGUGAAAGCCAACAUGUACAGGAAAUCAGUGACUGACGUAUUGUAUUCAAUAUCAUACGAAGGUAAAUUAAUUUAAAUUUUCAAUACAAAUUCUAAUUUGUGCUUAUAAUUACGAUAAAUCCUCGGUAAACCGUAAUGAAUUGUUUUAUAUACACUGAAUAAGGUCUGGACAUGUCGUGUGAUCCUGAUUAAUCACGUGACUAAAUACUAUGUUCGUAGUGUCACUCUCAAUACUUAAUUUUAGAAAAUGUGUUCAUUUCUCCUAUCCUAAUCUCAAUAAUAGUAAUGUUGUCCUCUUUUCUUAAAAUUAUGUAAACCGUAGAUCACUUUGUGCAUUUUCUUACUUUUUACACAGCGUAGCACUCUUACAUCUAAUCAAUAGAAUUAUUUGUGAACCUCCAAAAAACUAAGUUUGAAAGAUCGACGGGAACUUCGUUCUGUGCAACAGUUUAUUGGUACAUAUAGGACUCUUUCUCACAUUGGGUUUGCCAUGCUUUUCCUUCCUGACGAUACGUCUUUAGAUAUCGCCAUGAAUUAUAUCCUAUCAUUCUGGAGUAGACUGUUUUUAUAUUGUUUACUUCUGUCCGGGAUUGACAGUUUGUUGAUAAUUAAGACGACGCUUAUUGGCUUUGAUUGUCGGCAGACAGGCAGUGCUGAAUUAUCACCAGACACACAGAGAGAAAUAUGGAGUUGAUGAUCGCCGUACAGACAGUGCUGAAUUAUCACCAUACAAACAGAGAGAAAUAUGGAGUUGAUGAUCGCCGUACAGACAGUGCUGAAUUAUCACCAGACAAACAGAGAGAAAUAUGGAGUUGAUGAUCGAUGUACAGGCAGUGCUGAAUUAUCACCAGACAAACAGAGAGAAAUAUGGAGUGGAUGAUCAUUGUACAGACAGUGCUGAAUUAUCACCAGACAAACAGAGAGAAAUAUGGAGUGGAUGAUCAUUGUACAGGCAGUGCUGAAUUAUCACCAGACAAACAGAGAGAAAUAUGGAGUUGAUGAUCGAUGUACAGGCAGUGCUGAAUUAUCACCAGACAAACAGAGAGAAAUAUGGAGUGGAUGAUCAUUGUACAGACAGUGCUGAAUUAUCACCAGACAAACAGAGAGAAAUAUGGAGUGGAUGAUCAUUGUACAGGCAGUGCUGAAUUAUCACCAGACAAACAGAGAGAAAUAUGGAGUUGAUGAAUCACCAGACAAACAGAGAAAUAUGGAGUUGAUGAUCACUGUACAGGCAGUGCUGAAUUAUCACCAGACAAACAGAGAGAAAUAUGGAGUUGAUGAUCGCCGUACAGACAGUGCUGAAUUAUCACCAGACAAACAGAGAGAAAUAUGGAGUUGAUGAUCGCCGUACAGACAGUGCUGAAUUAUCACCAGACAAACAGAGAGAAAUAUGGAGUUGAUGAUCGCCGUACAGACAGUGCUGAAUUAUCACCAGACAAACAGAGAAAUAUGGAGUUGAUGAUCGAUGUACAGACAGGCAGUGCUGAAUUAUCACCAGACAAACAGAGAGAAAUAUGGAGUUGAUGAUCACUGUACAGGCAGUACUUAAUUAUCACCAGACAAACAGAGAGAAAUAUGGAGUUGAUGAUCGCCGUACAGACAGUGCUGAAUUAUCACCAGACAAACAGAGAGAAAUAUGGAGUUGAUGAUCGCCGUACAGACAGUGCUGAAUUAUCACCAGACAAACAGAGAGAAAUAUGGAGUUGAUGAUCGCCGUACAGACAGUGCUGAAUUAUCACCAGACAAACAGAGAAAUAUGGAGUUGAUGAUCGAUGUACAGACAGGCAGUGCUGAAUUAUCACCAGACAAACAGAGAGAAAUAUGGAGUUGAUGAUCACUGUACAGGCAGUACUUAAUUAUCACCAGACAAACAGAGAGAAAUACGGAGUUGAUGAAUCACCAGACAAACAGAGAGAAGUAUGGAGUUGAUGAUCACUGUACAGCUUCUUUAGUGUGAUUCAGGUUUAUCAUGAUAAAGGAAUAUAUAGUGUAUAACAUUGAAGUAACAAGCAGAGUUUGGUAGGUGCGGUUAUUAAUAUGGGACCAUAUUUAGAUAUUCCUGGCAAAACGAAAACAUUUAGAUAGGUAUUUUCCAGCUAUGAAAUACAGUAGAUGAAAAUGUGUUGUCAAUGAAUGUCUUUCAUAUUGUACAAAAUAGUUUAUAUAUGUUUAUACAUUAUGCAAAUACUGCAACGAUUGUUAAUACAGGAUAUAGAUAGCUUGUUUGACUCUGUUUUUGUAUGAACAGUGAAAUCCAAUGUAUAGAUUACGAUAGGGACAUAUCAGUAUAGAUUUGCUGUGCACAAUUUAUCUGAAUCAUGUGAUAAUAAAAUUUUGUAGAGUUCA
Messenger RNA from Pecten maximus, 5178 nucleotides. RefSeq lists its product as uncharacterized. The record is from RefSeq and is a predicted model, not a curated record. The coding region runs from base 1101 to 2018 and encodes 305 amino acids. NCBI's taxonomy places the organism in Eukaryota, Metazoa, Mollusca, Bivalvia, Pectinida, Pectinidae. The transcript is spliced from 3 exons.